This is a messenger RNA of Culex pipiens pallens (northern house mosquito), 1022 nucleotides long. RefSeq names its product dnaJ homolog subfamily C member 17. Gene Ontology annotation, molecular function: RNA binding. Gene Ontology annotation, biological process: spliceosomal complex disassembly. The coding region runs from base 105 to 1022 and encodes 305 amino acids. The transcript is spliced from 2 exons. Gene Ontology annotation, cellular component: spliceosomal complex. Lineage: Eukaryota; Metazoa; Arthropoda; Insecta; Diptera; Culicidae. The record is from RefSeq and is a predicted model, not a curated record.
CCAGUAAAUCAACAACUCGAAACGAUUUCAAUCAAAAUUUUGCCGGUUUUAAACCCAAAGAAAUUAAAUUUUAACAAACAAAUUGUGAUUAAAACUCAGCCACCAUGGUGGACGUGAAAAAGUUCAGCGAAAUCGACUUAUACGGUCUGCUCGGCGCAGAGAUCAGCGCCACCGAAGCGGAAAUCCGCAAGGCGUACCGCAAAAAGGCCCUCCAAUGCCAUCCAGAUAAAAACCCGGACAACCCCAAAGCCGCCGAACUUUUCCAGGAGCUAUCCAAAGCUUUGGAGAUCCUAUUGGACGCUUCCGCACGAUCUGCGUACGACAAGCUGCUAAACGCCAAAAAGGCGGCCCAACUGAGGACACAACAGCUGGACAGCAAGCGGCAAAAGCUCAAGAAUGACCUGGAAGAGCGGGAACGACGCGCGAGGGAGGCAGGUUCCGGGAAGGCAUACAAGGUCAACAAGACGCCGGAAGAGCUGUUCCAGGAGGAGUUUGAACGGUUACGGAAGGAGGGCUCCAAGCUGAUCGAGGAGGAGCAGGAGCUGAUGCGGCAGCAGCUAAGAGAGGAGCGGGAUGAAAUGCAAAAGGGAAGCGGUGGCAAGCCGAGCUGGGAUUCGAGCCAGCACCGGAUUAAGAUCAAGUGGAAGGUUGAGAAGGGCGAUGAGGCGAACAACGGGGGUUAUUCGCAGGAGGUCCUCCAAAAAUUCCUCUCCAAGUACGGCGACAUCAACGUGCUCGUGAUGAGCCCCAAAAAGAGCGGCAGCGCCCUGGUCGAAUUCCGCACCCAGGAAGCGGCCGAGAUGGCGGUCAGCUACGAGCAGGGCCGCCUGGACAACCCCUGCAAGCUCGAGUGGAUCGGAGAAGCUCCGAAGGGGGCGAAAAAAGCGGGAUCAACUUCCGGCAGCACGAUAACCGACCGGGACUACGAGAGUUUGGUGCUGCGACAACUUCGCCAAGCCGAGGAACGAAAGCGGCUGAUCGAGCAGAUGAUGCGGGACGAAGCGGCGGAAGAGGGCGAGUGA